UUUGAAGGGGACAAAAUAGAUAUUCAUGAAUAAAUAAAUAAUUUUUGAAAAAACACAAAAUUCGCGAUACUUUUUGAACACACCUCGUAAGUAUACGUGCAGCAAGAUUAUAUACAGUACGUUAUCCAAAUCGUAUGCAUCCUGAUUGCAAAACUUUUUAACCGACUGGACCGCAGAAUUCUAAAUAGUAAUUGUUUGAUGUCGGCAUCAAAAGUUGACGUAGGUCGUAAUCGUCGAAUAAGAACGAUCGGAAUGAAAAAAAGAAUUGUAGAAAUAAUUGCUCAAGAUUCUAUUACUAGUAUGUACACGUGUAAUAAGUCACGAAUCAGCUACAAAAUCUUAGAAACGACCUUGAUAACGACUCUCUUUUCGAGGAUUUGAAUUUGAUUAUAAAAAAGAUGAAAAGAUUUUACUGGCUCUUUAUAUAAAGAGAAGAAGGAAACUAUUUAUUAGAUUACUUAUUAUUUCAAAAUUAUUUUUUAAAAUAAUUUAGGACAACUUAAUGAUGUCGGUGCCUUCAAAUAUAGUUUUCGUCUUUUGGGUGGUCUUGCAGGUUUAAUUACACGUGUUGGUUCUUUGACAUAAACAAGGACGUGAGACGUACUAAAUCGAGAAUCGGGACAUAACUUUGAUGUGAAAUAUCUAUGUGUGAAGAAAAUACAGAUUGUCGUGAUUCAUUUGUUCGCGAGUGAACGGAAUGUAACACUAUUGUAUUUCUUUAUCUUUCGCCGAUUAAUUAUUACUAUAUUAAUGUAAGGUCAUCAGCAGGUGACAGAGUUCCGAGCUGGUAUCCAACGCGGUAUCGCUAUAAAUUAAAUUGUCAGUGUGUACCAGCGAGCAUAACAUUAUGUAACGUUAAAAAUGGCAUACAAAUUUAGAAACUGAAAUAUGAGAUUUUUACUCUUCGCUAUCGUAACGUGAGCUUUAACGCGCCGCUCGGGAAGAACCGGUUUUAUGAAUGGUCCAGUUUUGCAUAAUUAGUAGGCAUCUCUUUCCGCGUAAUUACAUCGUUGGCGUACCGGCCAAAACAUUUAGUAUUUUUAAUAUUCGCGAAAAAAAAGAUUCUAUUGUCACACGAAAUCAUACAAAAAUGAAACAAAUUGUGUUAUUGCGCGAAAUGCUGAUGUUUAUCUUACUUAUGUGCUCGUAAAAUAGAUCAGUUGUUUUAAUCCAGCAAUUAAUCAUUGUGCGCAAAAAAAUUUUUUAUAGUUACUCAAAUAUGUGUGAAUAAUAGUUUUUUGCAUCAAAACUUGGGUAUUAUUAAAAUGGAUAGUAAAGUAACACAGUUCAGCGUAGCUGUCAAAUAAAUCAUUCAAAACACGGCCUGUUAAACGUAACUUUUAAAAUAGCUUAAUUUUAUAAACUUUUAAUUUAAGUAAGUUUUAAAGAAAUAUUAAUUUAAUUAAUCCUGAGAAUGUGCAUAAACAGUAAAAAUGAUUCUAUGUAGUUCUAAUUAGCUUACCUAAAAUGUAUUUAAAUCCCAUAUUCUGCAAAUUGCGAAACUGAUGAUAAAUAAAUGAUAUUAUCAUUACCAAACAAUGUAUUAUCGUUGUUGUUACAUCCGUCAUUAUGUUCUGUUAAAAAUAAAUAUGCACACAUCAGAAAUUUUUUCUAUUACAAUACACGAAAAAAUAUAGAUUAAAAAACAAUAGCACAUAUGAAAUUUUUUUGCAAAUUACAAAACUGUAUAAAUAAAUAACAUCUGUAAGCAGUGUAUUAUCGUCAUCACGAUAAUAUCAGCUACUUUUUGAUAUUGUCGAAUAAUGUUCGCGUAUAUAAUAGCAAUUUUUUCUACUAAUGUAAACGGAAAAGUAAAGAUAAACAGAUAAUAGUGCAUGUAAAAAUUUUAAAUGCAAAAAUGCGCAGAUUUUCGGCGCCUAUAUUCAAUGCCUAUUCGUCGGAGUUGUUAGCGAAGGGGAAUGGGGGUUAUUGAUGGGCGGCCGAAUCCCAGGAAAGUAUUGGGAGCACUUCGCGUAGGCCAAGCCAGGUUUACUGCUUACGUAAAACAUCGUCGUUGGGUUAGGGUAGGUUAGGCUUCGCGGUGAAUGUUUAGUUCGAUUCCGUGAUCCGUCUCGAGAUCAGACGCAAAAAAAAGUUGGGUUUUGCCGGUGUGUAUGCCGGUCACGUCUAGGUCGGCGAGUCUCAUAUACCCCGCGUACCGAGCUGCCGAUCGCGCGCCGAGCGCUGUGGCCUCAGGGGCGUUUCCAUCUCAGAAGUAUGUUGAAUAUAUGCCCUUCUACUAAAGUACCUCAAGGGUAAUGUGGAAAGCUAUUGUCUAAAUUCUAAUUACCGUACAUUAUUGUUAUUAUAAAAAUUAAGUUAAAAAAAAGUUUUUCUCGAAAGGUACGCUACUAGCGUAUUUUUAACUUACGGAUGCUCCUGAGGCAGAGCGCCGCUCGCGUGUUCGCGAGCUCGUCCAUCGAGCGUCGAGCCAAAGCGGGGGGAAAAGUGGGCGUCGCGUCAGGAAUCGGCCCAAAAUGUGCAGAUCGUUGCGAGCUCUGCUAUAAAAGAUACCACACGUCGAAGAAGAGGUCAGAAAUCUCUUCAUCUCUUUGGAGAUAAGUUCUUCUUUUUGGCAGCGAUUCACAGCAACGUGCAACGAUACCUAUAAAAGUACGUAAUUUCGAGGCAAGGUACUAAACGUCGAAGGAGAGGUCAGCAAAAAUUUCUUUGUCUCUUCGGAGAUAGGCCCUUCAUUUUGGCAGUGAUUCACAGCAACGUGCAACGAUCGAGAAUAAAAGAAGGUCCAUUCGAGUCUUCUACAGCAAGAUGUCUACUCAGUUUGAAAGUGUCAACGGUCCUAAGACGCGAGAGUCCGCGAUUGAAAAUGAAGUACCAUAUUCUGAAAGUGAUAUUGCUAUUACGGGAAUAUCAGGUCGUUUACCCGAGUCAUCUACUAUCGAAGAGUUUAAAGAGAAUCUCAUGAAAGGAAUAGACAUGGUCACCGAUGACGAGCGCCGUUGGCCUACGGGCCUUUACGGGCUACCAGCAAGAUUUGCCAAAAUAAAGGAUCUCAGCAGCUUUGAUGCCACUUUUUUUGGAGUUCAUCCUAAACAAGCAAAUGUUAUGGAUCCGCAGCUUCGUUUAAUGCUCGAAGCAACAUACGAAGCUAUAAUUGAUGCUGGUAUCAAUCCUACAACCGUGAGAGGAUCGCGUACCGGUGUAUUUGUAGGAAUAUGUAACUCGGAAUCGGAAGAAUUUGGGAUGAGGGACCCAGAGGCCAUAAAUGGAUACAGUAUGCUGGGAAGCGCAAAAGCCAUGUUCGCAAAUAGAGUUUCGUACUCAUUUGAUUUUACUGGACCUAGUUACGCAGUGGAUACGGCUUGUUCAUCGUCCAUGUACGGGUUACAUCACGCUGUGAGCGCAAUACGCGCCGGCGAGUGCGAUGCUGCUAUCGUCGGUGGACUGAAUCUCGUGUUAAGGCCGAAUUCCUCACUUCAAUUUCACAAAUUGAAUAUGCUGUCCCAGGAUGGCAAAUGUAAGGCAUUCGAUGCUUCGGGUGUCGGUUACGUGAGAGCUGAAGCGGUGGUGGCAAUAUAUUUGCAAAAAGCAAAGAAUGCGCGUAGAGUAUACGCGACGGUGAUACACACAGGGACAAAUAUCGACGGCUACAAACCCCAGGGUAUUGUGUAUCCCAAUGGUGAAAAGCAGAACCAAUUGAUGAACGAUAUUUAUAACGAAGCAGGAAUUAAUCCCGCAGACGUGAGUUACGUGGAAGCUCAUGGUACUGGUACCAAAGUAGGUGAUCCAGAGGAGGUAAAUUCUAUCGACAAACUAUUCUGCAAAGACCGGAAGACUCCUUUGCUAAUUGGCUCAGUCAAAUCUAACAUGGGUCAUGCGGAACCGGCCAGUGGAUUAUGCUCAAUCGCUAAGGUAUUGAUCGCAAUGGAAGCAGGUGUAAUACCCGCAAAUUUGCACUUUGAUACUCCGAAUACAAAUAUUCCUGCCUUAAAGGAAGGACGCAUUCGAGUAGUCAACAAGGCCACACCAUGGAACGGUGGUCUCGUGGGCAUCAAUUCGUUCGGCUUUGGCGGCGCAAACGCACAUAUCAUUCUUUGCAGCAAUGCAAAACCAAAACUAUCACCGUUAUUGAACAUCACCGAAUCGUUACCGAAAUUGGUUGCUGUAUCGGGUCGAACGAAGGAAGCGGUACACACUUUAUUAGAUAAAACAAAAGAGCACUGUAACGACGAUGAAUUUCUCUCGCUAUUACACUUAAUACACAAUAAUGAUAUUUCCGGUCAUGAAAUUCGCGGUUACGAAGUACUGAACAUCGAUAAUACACGAGAAGUGACCGAGAGAACGAGUUAUAAAGAAAGGCGACCCAUUUGGUUCAUAUUUUCCGGUAUGGGCUCGCAAUGGCCAGGCAUGGGUCAUGGAUUGUUCGGCAUUGAAACUUUUCAACGUAGUUUGCGACGAUGCGCUGACGCGUUGGCACCCCACGGCAUCGACCUCAUUAAUAUCAUCAUGAACGCCACUGACGAGACGUUCGAGGAUAUACUCAAAUCUUUUGUGACUAUCGCGGCUAUGCAGGUAGCUCUCGUGGAUAUUUUAACGUCGAUAGGUAUAUCGCCGGACGGUAUAGUCGGACACUCCGUUGGAGAAUUGGGUUGUGCUUAUGCUGACGGUGCGUUUACACCGGAGCAAACUGUCUUAGCGGCUUACUCUAGAGGCAAGGCGAUUAUGGAUUCCAAGUUGGAACUUGGCGCUAUGGCGGCAGUUGGUUUAAGUUGGGAGGAAGCCAGAAAAAUGUGUCCACCCGAUAUCGUUCCAGCUUGUCACAACGCUGCGGACUCGAUCACUAUUUCCGGUCCGCCUGAGUCUAUGCAAAAAUUUGCAGAAACGCUCAAGAGCAAAGAUAUCUUCGUAAAGAUGGUGAAAAGUUCCGGCUACGCCUUCCACAGCCAAUACAUCGCCUCGGCCGGGCCUAAGCUACGCGCUUCGCUCGACAAAAUCAUCCCGAAUCCAAAGCAAAGAUCAGCCAGAUGGAUUUCCAGUUCCAUACCGGAGUCUGCAUGGAGCAGUCCGCUCGCGCAAUCUAGCUCGUCUGCGUAUCACGUAAAUAAUUUACUCUCUCCUGUGCUCUUCCACGAAGCGAUCGCGCGUAUUCCAGAGAACGCGAUAACAAUCGAAAUUGCACCACAUUGUUUGCUACAGGCAAUUUUGCGAAGAUCGUUACCACCAACGGUGACCAACAUCUGUCUCCAUAAACGCGAUCAUUCGGACAAUUUAAUCUUUCUGCUGUCUAAUGUGGGUAAGCUAUAUAUGGCUGGUGCGCAACCGAACAUCUCCAAAUUAUAUCCAGCGAUAAGUUUUCCAGUUGGUCGAGGAACACCGAUGAUCGGGCCUCUAAUCAAGUGGGACCAUUCUAUCGCGUGGGAUGUCCCUAAUUUUAAUCAGAUAUCAAGCCACUCGGGAGAACAUAUAGUUGAAAUAGAUAUAUCAAAAGAAACAGAUGCAUAUCUAGCUGGACAUGAGAUAGACGGACGAGUGCUUUUUCCAGCCUCGGGCUAUAUUCUUCUAGUAUGGAAAACUUUAGCGAAACUACGCGGCACUGAUUUUGAACAAUUGCCUGUGAUAUUCGAGAACGUGUGGUUUCAGCGAGCGACUAUUUUGACGAAGGAGGGAGCAGUAAAAUUCUCGAUAACCAUUUUCGAAGGAACGGGCGACUUUGAAAUCUGUGAGGCCGGUACAAUCGUCGUUAGCGGAAACGUCCGCGUGUCCAAGGCUAUCGAGAAGGAUCAAUCGAAGCUGCCGACACCACCAAUGCCACCUACCAACGAGGAGAUUUUGCCAUUGAAAGCUAAAGAUAUUUAUAAGGAAUUGAGGCUGCGCGGGUGCGAGUAUCGCGAUACCUUUCAAGGAAUCAAAUAUUCUGAUAAUUAUAGCGUUGUCGGUGAAUUAUACUGGUUUAAUCAAUGGAUUCCGUACGUAGAUACUAUGCUUCAGUUUAGCAUAAUGUCCUCUAGACAUAGACUACUGUAUUUACCGACGCGUCUCCAAUACGCCGCGAUCAACCCCGUUCUUCAUAAACGAUUGGUAAAAGAAUUGCCAGAAAAUGGUGGAUUACCGGUGUAUCACUACAAGAACAUCAAUAUUGUUAAAUCGGGUGGUAUCGAGCUCAGAAGAAUAAAAUUUUCUUUGGCACCUCGACGACAACAGACUCAAGUCGAUCCCAAAUAUGAACGGUACACUUUUGUGCCUUAUGAAAAUUCGAAUAAUCUAAUAGAAGAUCCAAAGAGAGGAAAAAUACACGCACUCACUGUACUUUUGCAAAUUAUGUGUGAGAACAUGAUGGCAAUGAAACUGAAGGCCGUGGAAGUUGCAGGCGAACGACCCGCAGAAGCUCUUUUAGCACCGCUUAUAUUUGAUAUUUUCAAUGGUGAACUAGGCUCGCCUAUCAUUGAUUUACAGGUGAUUGCAGAUUUUGCCGACAAUUACACAGAGAGUCUGCAUCAAAAGAACGUAAACGCUAAUGUCGUAAUACGAGAUGUGAAGAACGCACCUCCCGCUCAGGACGUGCAUCUCGUUAUAGCGGCGGAUAUUUUGUCAAAUCAAUCUCGCGUCGUUUUGAAAAACUUGGUGGCUGCCACAAAACCUGGUUAUUUCAUUCUUCUGGAGGAGACUGCGGUGCAAGUGGAUUUCAAGAGCGCGUUGAAGGGAACGGAUGUAACAUUAGUCGGGAAUCAAACUGAUCCGGUAGGAAAAAUUUACUUGCUGUUGAAGAAACGGGAAAAAAGGAGAGAAGCCAUUGUAAUACAUGUCACCGAAAAAAAUCUCUCGUGGCUGGAGAGUGUAAAGACAGCAUUGAAGACAUCUCGUAGCAAAGAUCAAGAAAUGCUCUUUGUAUCUCAGAAUGAAGAAACGCUUGGCUUAGUCGGACUCAUGACUUGUCUACGACGUGAGAUAGGCAGUACAAUUGCACGCUAUAUCUUCAUCCAGGACAAGAAUGCUCCUAAAUUUGAUUUAUCCGUACGGUUUUACGCAGAACAGUUGGACAAAGGAUUGAUGGCCAAUGUUCUAAAAGCAAGACAAUGGGGCAGUUAUCGACACUUGCCGUUGGAUUAUCAGAGCAAUGUAUCUUCCCUACAGGUGAAGCAUGCAUACGUAGACAUAUUGAUGAGGGGAGACCUCAGCAGCUUAAGAUGGAUGGAAGGCCCAUUAAGUUACUACCGAUCUGACAAUUUUCCCAAUAUGACGUUUUGCCACGUGUACUAUUCUUCAAUUAAUUUUAGGGAUAUCAUGUUGGCAAGUGGCAAACUAUCGCUAGACGCCUUACCACGGAAUAUGGCUACGGAAGAGUGCAUAUUGGGACUUGAAUUUUCUGGAAGAGACACCGAUGGUCGUCGCGUAAUGGGCAUGGUUGCAGCUAAAGGAUUAGCGACUACCGUGGUAGCGGAACGUGAUUUUCUUUGGGAGGUACCCGACAAGUGGAGCUUGGAACAAGCGGCAACGAUACCUGUCGCUUACACAACUAGUUAUUAUGCUCUGUUUAUACGGGGUCGAUUGAAAGCAGGCGAAAGCGUGCUAAUCCACGCUGGUACAGGCGGCGUCGGUCAAGCUGCAAUUGCCAUUGCUCUGUACGCUAAGUGUACCGUCUUUACUACCGUCGGCACGCCGGAGAAGAGAGAAUAUUUGAAGAAAGUCUUUCCGCAGUUAAACGACAGGCAUAUCGGCAAUUCCCGAGAUACAAAUUUUGAACAACUGAUACUUGUUGAAACAGAAGGGCGUGGAGUCGACGUUGUACUAAAUUCAUUGACAGAGGAGAAAUUGGAAGCUGGCAUUCGGUGUCUGGCGUACGGUGGCCGUUUCCUUGAAAUUGGCAAGUAUGAUAUGUUGAAUGGCAGCCGUGUAGAAAUGUCAAUGUUUUUGAAGAAUACGUCUUUUCAUGGUAUAUUGUUGGAUGAGCUAUUCGAAAAAGACAGCGUGGAAAAAAAGGAAUUGAUAAAACUCGUUUCGGAGGGAAUCGAAAAUGGCGCGAUACGUCCGCUCCAAUCAAACAUUUUUACAGAACAACAGCUUGAAUCGGGAUUCAGAUUCAUGGCGACAGGCAAACAUAAGGGUAAAGUGCUACUAAAAAUCCGUGAUGAAGAACCAAAGAAACGUGCGUCACCAACGCCAAAGACAGUAGCCGCGAUUCCCCGUACUUACAUGAAUCCGGAGAAAUCAUACAUCUUGGUUGGCGGUCUCGGUGGGUUCGGUCUGGAGUUGGCCGACUGGAUGAUCAGCCGCGGCGCCAAAUUUAUCGUUCUCGUAUCACGCUCAGGCAUACGUACCGGUUAUCAAGCACUGUGUGUACGUCGCUGGCGCGAAAGUGGCAUACAAAUUGUUGUUUGCACAGAGAAUAUUACGACGUUAACGGGUGCUAAAAGAUUAAUUCAAAAAAGCAACCGCAUCGCUCCGGUAGGCGGUAUAUUCAAUUUAGCAGCCGUCCUUCGUGAUGCUCUCAUCGAAAAUUUGGAAGAAGCCGAUUUCAAGACGGCUCUUUCACCGAAAAUCGAUAUUACAAAAAAUUUAGACGCGGUAUCGAGAAAACUCUGCCCAUCGCUCGAUUACUUUGUGGUAUUUUCGUCUGUAUCAAGCGGUCGUGGUAAUAUGGGUCAAACAAACUACGGUUUCGCAAACUCAGCCAUGGAAAGAAUGAUGGAAGAGAGGCAGACUAAUGGUUUACCUGGUCUUGCCAUUCAAUGGGGUGCCAUCGCAGACGUUGGCUUAAUCAUGGAAAUGAUGGGUGGUAACGACGCCGAGGUGGGCGGUACUAUACCACAACAGAUAUCAAGGUGUCUCGCAACGAUGGAUAUAUUUCUUCAACAGUCUCAUCCGGUGUUGGCUUCUUCGGUGUUAGCUGAAAAAUAUAAAUCCGACGAUGGCAACAAGGCCAAUCUUGUCACAACUGUUGCCAAUAUCUUAGGCAUUAAAGAUGUUGAUUCGAUUAAUCCCAAUAAUACCUUGGCCGACUUAGGUAUGGAUUCUCUAAUGGGAGUAGAAAUAAAACAGACUCUUGAGAGAAAUUACAAUAUCGUAUUAUCAACACACGAGAUCCGAAUUUUAAAGAUCUCAAAAAUGAAAGAAUUAUCGUUAAAUAAAUAAUGAGAAAUA
This is a messenger RNA of Solenopsis invicta (red fire ant), 9099 nucleotides long. Its product is annotated as fatty acid synthase. Gene Ontology annotation, biological process: fatty acid biosynthetic process. The coding region runs from base 2770 to 9090 and encodes 2106 amino acids. The record is from RefSeq and is a predicted model, not a curated record. The transcript has 9 exons. Lineage: Eukaryota; Metazoa; Arthropoda; Insecta; Hymenoptera; Formicidae. Gene Ontology annotation, molecular function: fatty acid synthase activity; 3-oxoacyl-[acyl-carrier-protein] synthase activity; phosphopantetheine binding.